GAUUUCGAACGCCUCUGUGCUGUAUUUGUUGCUUAAAGUGGCCUAUCGUUCCGCAAGCAGCUAUAAAGAGUCUUGCGCGCCCAGGUACAGACCACCUAGCUGUGAAGGUUGUUGGACGAGGGGGUGACAACGAGCAACUUGUUGUGGGACGAACAAACGCGUCGGGAAAACCCGAACAUACAAGGUGAGCAAGUCCAGGCAAGUCCGAGUCUCAGUUAGUUUGCCGGCUUCAUAGUCAAGCUCCGGGCUUACACGUUUGGGAGUGGGAUAGGUGUUUGAGAAAAGUUCCGCCUCGCACGGUCGAACCAGUAAGCAACUAAAGCACGAGAGUCCCAACGAAGUUGCCAACUUCCCUCUUAUGCUGACUGGCUGACUUGCAUCCUAGCGUUUGCUCAUUUCCUUUCAGCGAACGCCUUCGAGAAUCGACGAUAGCUCUCGCGUAUCCAUCGGUCUCGGUUAUAACAAUACUAGUCCGAGAAACCGGGAUUUAUUUCGGUUCUGGCGUCGAGGAUGCCGAAGGAUGGAAGGAGCAACCUUGAGAGGUCUUCUGAAUCCUCCGUUCAUCGAAGACAAACACUAUUCUUCAAGGCUGCAAAUCUCGGGCGAUCUCCCCGUUUCCGCUCUUAUCGUAAUGUGAUUUGAAUGUCCCCGACUCCCUCGACUCGGAAUCCGAAGAUAGCGCAAUGUGUGUUUGCACAGAACCGAAGAGUGACAAACGAAGUCCAAAGUGUGAAUUUACGACGAUCAGGUGGUUGUGCGUGGGGCGAUCCUCAAAUGUCUCACUGAUUACUGGGUAAGUACUGUCGCAGCCCAGUAACUUCGAGAAAUCGAAGCCUUGUAUCUCCGGCAACAAUAUCCCACCUUCGAUGAUUGGCCAGCUUUGUCCAGCCCCUUAGUUGGGCGUAUUGGUAAACUCCGGUUGACGUUGCCCAGAAGUUUAAAUACAGCCCAAAGUGCCUUCGUGCUAUGACACUAAACCAUCAUGGGCCAAUUACUAUCACGUUCAACACAGUCAACUGCUCAGAUUCCUAUCCUCAUCCUUGGAGCAACAGGGUACAUUGGCGGGUCUGUCCUAUCGCGCCUUCUUGCUCAUCCCGACGUGGAACGUUUCGAGAUCACUGCCCUCGUUCGUUCAGCGGAGAAGGCUGAACGUUUGCGCGAGCUUGGAGUUAAGACUGUUAUUGGGUCCACGGAUGAUGCGGAGAAGCUGGAGACCCUUGCUUCUCAAGCCCACAUCGUGUUCUCUAUGGUCGACGCUGAUGACCUUGCAGCAAUCCAGACAAUUCUGCGAGGUUUGAAGAAGAGACAUGAUACCAGCAGCGACAUUCCCAUCCUAAUACACACCUCUGGCGCCGCCGUUCUGGGCGACCAAGCUAAAGGUCUGCAUGACAGCGACGUCAUAUACGACGACACAAAUUUCGAGCAAAUUGAGGCACUGCCCCCCAGUCAACCGCACCACGACGUUGAUAUUGCAAUUGUUGAGGCAGACAAACAAGGAUACUUGAAGUCUUAUAUCGUGGUCCCCAGUCUAGUACAUGGAAUUGCAUCUGGGCCUUUGGUCGAUAUCGGGAUUCAGAAUCCGUUCUCCAUGCAAAUUCCAGGGUUCAUUCUGGCUGGUCUUGAUAGAGGUCAAGUAGGUAUGGUCGGGGAAGGCCGUGCGAUAUGGUCGAAUGUUCAUAUCGACGAUGUCGCGAAUCUUUUCUUGGUUCUCUUCGAUACUAUACUAUCGAACCCCGAGAAAGUCGGACAUGGAUCCGAGGGCUACUUCUUUGCGGAGAAUGGAGAACAUACGUGGUAUGACCUCUCCAAGGCGAUAGGCGAGGCUCUUGUACAAGCUGGACUAUCUAAGGAUUCGGAACCUACGUCGUUAACUGACGACGAGCUAAUCAAGUACACUGGCUCAGUGGAGAGAGGCGAGCAAAUGGGAACCAAUGCGAGAUGUCGCGCGAAUAAAGCAAGAGCACUUGGGUGGAACCCAACGAAGACGAGUCAGGAUAUGUUCGAUGGCUUGAACCUGCAAGUCGACGCAUUAGUCAAGGCUAUGCAGGCUAAACAGCAGAAGGCUUCUACGUCGCUUCAUCAUAUACCCGAAAUCGACUAGAUGUUCUGUUGUAUAAUACAUAUGUGGGUACGUAAUGACUUUAUGGGGAAUCCAUUUGUUCAUCGUUCGACUGUGGCGCAACUGCGACGAUCUCUUCAACGUUUCAAUACAGCGGCGUUGACAGCGUUCGCGGCGAAUCGAAAGGUUCUAAUUUCAACUUGUAUGACAAAUACAUGAGGAAGGUUAUUAUAGGCGAAACAUCGACACAUGCGGCAUCAAAGUUCCAGAUUUUGGUCACUGUCGUACGUCAAACCUCUCACAUCACCAAGGUGUUAGGUCUGAAAUAGCGAUCCGACGGGGAAUGUCAACAAACUUUUUUUAGAUGUUGUUCUCACUUGGCGUCGGCCAGAAAAUGUGUUGCGUUUACUAGGCUAAUAUCUAAGGAAAAGUAAUAGGUAUGCGGUAAACAGUCUUGUACCAAUCGAAACGACGGACGGUUUCAUCUGGCAACGACGGCAGCGGUACCGUUAAGAUAUACAGUACUUAUUCUAGUGCAGCUUGUGCUUAUGCUUCGAUCAAUAGUCACUGUCAUAAUAGGGAGAAGUACAAUGUCUAUGAUACCUUGACCCGUAACCGUCCAAACUGCGAGAGCGAGGAUAGUGAUGCCGAUGAUGAU
Molecule: messenger RNA, 2717 nt
Organism: Somion occarium
Lineage: Eukaryota; Fungi; Basidiomycota; Agaricomycetes; Polyporales; Cerrenaceae
Source: the annotation of a GenBank genome assembly